GCACAGCCGGGCCCAGGUGCUGCUCCUAUAACGCCUCGGCGUCGGGCGCUGUGGUCCUUAGAAAGCGCCUGGGGCUAUGCCCUGUUGACAUCGGCUUCAGUCAGCUCACUCGCUCCCAGCCAGCCGCCCACUUCCACCCUAGAACAGAGCAAGAGGACACAACGGCGGCUCCCCUCUCCCCCUCUCAAAUCUCCAUCAAAAUCGACCAGGUCUGAAGAAUUUUUCCGUGGAUUUCCUCCCCCAUCUAUCCAUAAAGGAUGACACUUCUCAGUGAGCAUUACGAUAAGAAUCACCAUGGGCGACUUAUGGCGGAGGACAGGCAGGUCUUUUUUCCACUACGCUUGAGGGCUCACGAAGCUUCAUCCAAUAAGAUGAAAUACGAUGAGCGGUACACACAGUACAUCGAGAGGAUAGGACUCCUUCCAUUCAACAAGCUUGUCACUCAGUUGACGCCAAACAUGAACCCUUGUGCUAUCACUGCGCUUGUUGACCGCUGGAGGCCGGAGACACACAGUUUUCACCUCCGAACUGGGGAGAUGACCGUGACUCUCCAGGAUGUUUCGAUGAUCCUUGCACUUCCCAUCGAGGGAAUUCCUGUCUGUUUUAGCACUGAUGGUGCUAACUGGCGCGAUAGGAUGUUUGACCUUAUCGGUGCGGUUCCUGCGGUGCCGGAUGACCCAACUAAAUACAGAGUCCCCGCUGGCGCAACUUAUGUUUGGAUCGUAGAACAUUUUAGCCAGUGCCCCGACGAUGCUAGUGAGGAAAUGGUCCAACAGUAUACACGUGCAUACUUGUGGUAUGUGAUCUCAAGGACUCUUUUUGCUGACGGUGGUGGCAGGACUGCUCCAUGGAUGUGGCUGAAGGCGUUAUCUAGUUGGGAUAGUAAACAGAGCUGGGGUUUAGCGGCACUGGCCUACUUGUACCGUCAGUUGGAUGAGGCGUGUUGUAGGCACAAAGAUGAUGCCAGCAUUGGUGGUCCGUUGGUCCUACUUUCGGUUUGGAUGAUGGAACACUUUUCAGUUGGACGGCCGAAAGUGAUCCGUUACGACGCUUGGGACGAUCAUGAUAACCCGCUACGGCAGCCUACAUGGGCGUACAAGUGGUACAAGGUUUCGGAGUUCAAUGGCAACCAAAAGAGAAUGUACAUAGACUACACCAAUGAGUUUGACGCGCUAACAGCCGAGGAGGUAAUAACUGCCAUGUCAAAAAUAGUUAUCAUUUGCUUGGUUCCAUUGAUAUGCAUAUUUCUUUUUUUCUCAGCAUUAUUUUCAUGUCUUGCAUAGCAAUUUUUUCUAUUGGCUCCCUGCUUGUACUAUGUUUCAGGUGACAUGGCAGCCAUAUGGACCGCAGGACAAUUUCGCUUUCAUCCCCGAUUUCUAGUUGAACCCGGAAUGCACAGAGGAAUCACAUCUUUGGCAGAUGCGGUGCCCAUUGAUAUGCUUAUAUGCAGUCGAGCACCACCUUCCACAAUGUGUGAUGACUCAAUUUGGAUUAUUUCAGGAUACACCACCAGAGUGGAAGGACACGAAUAUCGUGCUUCACGGCUUGGACAAAAUGAAGGAGAAGAAGAUCAAGAACUGGUUGUCAUAUCAUGAAAAGUACAUCAAGAAGGGGAAUUACUUGGUGAAGGUGGCUAAUAAUAACAGACAAGUACAUCACCAAGUGCACGAUGAAGCUGCAUUUUACAAAUAUCUUCAAUGGUUUCUUAGCGAGUCUCGUGUGGAGUUAUGCCUGCCGGCUUAUGAUGAGAGAAUAUUGGAGGUGCCCACAUGUUUCGAAGAGGCUGCCAACCUCAACUACAACAGGCUCAUCAGAGAGGGCAUACAAACCGGAUUUGCUCCUAUGAUCAACUUUAUGCGCACUGAGAUCUCGCGCCAGGUUAGUGAAGCCGAUCAAGCACUCGCACAACCUCGGGGUGGGAAUCUGAGAAUGCCCUUAGAGAGUUUAUUAAGCGUAGCGCUACUCGGUUACGUUCCAUAGCUCAUCUUCUUGGUUGCCGUACCGUCGAGGCCGGCAUGCCCACAGAGUCUAGUUCCACUUCUUCUGAAGAGGAGGCGCCCGACGAGAUUGCCCUGAGGGGGUUUAUCAAUGAUGCACCUCAGCCUAGUCAGCCUAUUGAGCGGCGCCACUUCAACUUAAAGCCUAGGAAGACCUUCAACCGUUAUACACCGGAGGCAUGUGGAACAAGAAACAAAAGAGGACCGUUGACAACUCCGUUGUCGAGUCCGAGUACGAGUUUGAGGACUAGGAGGAGCUGGCGCCGAAGAAGGUUCUGAGGAGGUUGGAGAGGGCCAGGGAAGAGCCGGGGAUGAAGAAGGAUGUGAAGUGGGCGAGGGGGAAGAAGUAGAUGUAUUUGUGAACUUGUGAACUAAUUGAACUUGUCACUUUAGUUAGCUUCUAGCUGUGAACUUCUCGUAAUUGUAGACUUGUUGUCUUUUUGGCUGUGAAGUUUCUGUAAUCUGAAAUGAACUUGUCACUUUAGUUAGCUAGCUCUGAACUUCUCGUAAUUGUAGACUUGUGAACUUUUUGUAAUGUGAAAUUCUUGUAAUUAUUCUUUGUCAUUGUUGUAAACUUACCAAAUACCUGCCAAAGUUUUCUGGCAAGCAUAGUGCCUUCCAACGGGGCACUAUGAACUAGACACUUAAUGGAAAUUUUUUGAGGUGUA
Molecule: messenger RNA, 2665 nt
Organism: Triticum aestivum (bread wheat)
Lineage: Eukaryota; Viridiplantae; Streptophyta; Magnoliopsida; Poales; Poaceae
Product: protein MAIN-LIKE 2
Exons: 8
Coding region: 258-1283 (341 amino acids)
Biological process (GO): meristem development; meristem maintenance
Source: RefSeq, a predicted model, not a curated record